AUGACAGGGCUCUUCUCCAGGGACGUGCAGGUGAAGACCAUGGAGCAGACAGUGUCUCACACAGAGAAGCUGUUGGGACAGCUGUGCUCUGUGCUGGCCGCCUACACCAGGAAGACAGCGGGUCUGAGGGACAAAGGGGACGCUCUGGUGGGACAACUGCAGGACCUGUCCCGCUCUGAGGACCCGGAGCUCCAGCUCGGCCUGAAGAACCUGGCCGAAGACCUGGCCAUGGUACAGGACUACAGGCAGGCUCAGGUGGAGAGGCUGGAGAGCAGGGUGGUGGCUCCUCUCAAAGCCUAUGGAGACAUCAUCAAGAACAAGAGAGCUGAAGUGAAGAAGUUCAGUGCAGACCGGAGCAGAGAGAUAAAGGAGAUCCAGAAGCUGGAGAAGAUCAGGCUGAAGAACCCUGCAGACCGCCAGAGCAUUUCUCAGGCAGAGGUGAGCGCUCAGAAGGCCUCUAACAAUGCCCAGAGGAGCACGAGGCUCAUGGAGGAGGCCAUCAUGGACUUCCAGAAGAACAGGCUGGAGGACAUCAAGACCAUCUUCACAGAUUUCAUCACAGUGGAGAUGCUGUUCCACGCCAAAGCUCUGGAGAUCUACACCCACACCUUCCACAACCUGGAGUCCAUGGACCUGAACAGGGACCUAGAGGUGAGGACACUGCUCUCUGCCGGGCGUGUGCGUGUCUCUGACUUCCUGACCACUCGUGUGGACAGUCCUGUGAGUGGACUCUCUCAGUACCACAGUCCCCUGCAGAGCCCCAGCACCCGAGGGACCCUCAGGGAGCAGCUGAGGCCACAGGCGGAGCCCAUUCCCAGGCCCCGCAACACCUUAAGGCGACAGAGGCACUUGGAGGAGCUACAGAGAGAGGAGGAGGAGGAAGAGGAGGAAGAGGAGGAAGAGGAGUCAGACACUGAGGCUCCGCCCACCAGACGCUCAUACGCAGCCCAAUACGCUCAGGUGCGCCGGUGGAACAACUGA
Boleophthalmus pectinirostris (great blue-spotted mudskipper) is the source of this 981-nucleotide messenger RNA. RefSeq names its product CBY1 interacting BAR domain containing 2 (gene cibar2). The record is from RefSeq and is a predicted model, not a curated record. The transcript is spliced from 9 exons. Bases 1 to 981 code for a protein of 326 amino acids. Gene Ontology annotation, biological process: cilium assembly. Gene Ontology annotation, cellular component: ciliary transition zone; ciliary basal body. Lineage: Eukaryota; Metazoa; Chordata; Actinopteri; Gobiiformes; Gobiidae.